Molecule: messenger RNA, 1431 nt
Organism: Paecilomyces variotii
Lineage: Eukaryota; Fungi; Ascomycota; Eurotiomycetes; Eurotiales; Thermoascaceae
Product: sterol desaturase family
Exons: 2
Coding region: 315-1343 (342 amino acids)
Biological process (GO): ergosterol biosynthetic process
Molecular function (GO): C-4 methylsterol oxidase activity; iron ion binding
Source: RefSeq, a predicted model, not a curated record
GGCCGAGUGACGUAGUAAACCGUUGAAGAUCGCUUCGCGCGAUCAAGUUUCGAAAGUUGGAAAGGUUUGUAUAUCGCACGCAUACCCCUUGAAUGGCGACGAAUUUGCAAUUUUUGGCGCAGUUGGAGCAAGAAUAUGCUCACUCACAUCUGCGCGACGACAUCCCGAAUCUCGAACAGAGCGUGCAAGCCCUUAUGCAUCUAACUCGACAUACAAUCAACAAAGUUGAUCGCAAAGGAGAUUCCUAGAGCGCGCUGAAGAGGAAACCUGAAAACCAUUCCUCCUCUCAUUUUGAAGCAGCAGGAAUUGCAGCUAUGGAUGCCAUAUUCUCCAUCCCAGUGCUCUCUUUCCUACUUAUCCCAGCCUUUUCCUCGUACAGCACGAGCCUGAAUAUCCUGUUUUUCUACAUGACAUGGACGACUCUCGUGCUGUCGCAUGCGCCACUACGAGUUGAGAUUUUUGGCACAUUAGCUGUGCGCUUAUUAUUUUACCUCGUCCCGUCACUGCUCUUUUUUCUGUUUGAUAUCUUGACGCCUUCUGCGGCAGUGGUGAUAAAAGCACAUGGAGAAACCGGCUUGCCAGCGGGGAGCAAGAGAGGGAAGACAACUUUGAAAGAGGCGAAAGUUGUGGGAUGGUCAGUGCUCAAUCUUGCAUUGAGUAUUGCGGCGCAGGCUGGUAUCGAAUAUACCUUGACGAAAGUGCUUGGAAUUCGUAGCGCGUUGAAGAUUUCGAUAAAAUUGCCUAUGCCAUGGGGGAUCGUGAAGGAUCUAGUUCGUGGAUUUCUCGUGAGAGAGGUCCUAUCCUAUCUUGUCCACCGCUACAUUCUUCACUCACGCGGCUCACGGGUUGCGCGAAAACAUCGAUCCUGGUAUCAUUCCCUGCGCGCACCUUAUCCCCUCACAGCACACUAUGACCACCCUCUACCAUACUUGAUCUCGACCUUCAUCCCGACAUAUGGCUCUGCGACGCUCUUCCGAUUUCACUUCAUCACAUACAUCAUCUACCUCUCCAUUAUCUCGAUGGAGGAAACAUUCGCCUAUUCCGGCUACACCAUCAUGCCGACGAGCUUCUUUCUAGGCGGUAUCGCCCGACGGGUCGAUAUGCAUAUUCUAAGUGACGGCGAAGGCAACUUUGGGCCGUGGGGAAUCCUCGAUUGGGUCUGCGGGACAACAGUAGGAGAGAGUGUUGAGGAUGAUAUCAGGGGGGAGUUGGAAGAACACGAGAUUGAAGAGAAGGUGAGAAAGGCGAUUCAGAUGUCGAGGAAGAAAAUCAAGGAAGGAAACGGGAGGGCUAGUAGUAAAGUAACUCCUAGUAAAGGGAGGAGUAGGAGGAGGAAUUCAUGAGUAUGUGAAAUGAAUAACUAGUAUCUACUGUGUUAUAUAUAAUGCGAGAUAAGAUGUCUUUGAAAUAGUAAUGAUGUCUGUUUUGGAA